AUGCUUGAUUUAAUGAAGAAGUUCAUCGGGGGACAGGAGCUCAUAAGAAUUGGAAUAACAAAGUCUGUUUCCAGCUUUCUAUCGUUGCAAUCAAUUUUGAAACAGAGAUCAAGACUGAAGCAUAUGUUCAAUAGUCCUGAAUAUUCAACAGACUCCUAUUCAAAUAAACCGCAGAGCAUUUCUUGCAUCGCCAUUGUCGAGGACGAUGACUUUUGGAGAGCAAUUGAAGAAUGUGUGGCAAUAUCUGAGCCUUUCUUGAAGGUGUUGAGGGAAGUAUCUGGAGGGAAACCUGCUGUCGGUUCUAUAUAUGAACUAAUGACCAGAGCCAAGGAAUCGAUUAGGACAUACUAUAUAAUGGAUGAGAGUAAGUCGAAGACAUUUUUGGACAUAGUUGACAGACAAUGGAGGGACCAACUUCAUUCACCUUUACAUUCUGCAGGGGCAUUUUUAAAUCCUAGUACCCAAUAUAAUCCGGAAGUAAAAUUUCUGGGAUCUAUAAAAGAAGACUUCUUCAAAGUUCUAGAGAAACUACUUCCCAUACCCGAGUUAAGACGUGACAUCACCAAUCGAAUUUUCACUUUUACCAGAGAAAAGGGGCUGUUUGCUUGUAAUCUUGCAAUGGAGGCACGAGAUACAGUUUCUCCUGGGCUCUGGUGGGAGCAGAGGCAUUGGAGCACAUUCCAACAGAUUCACACGGAGAGAAGGAAUAAGAUCGACAAGGAAACAUUUGUUGUGUUUAUUAACUACAACCUUAAGUUAGCAAGGCAGAUGAAAACAAUGUCCAUGGAUUCCGACCCCAUUCAGUUUGACGAUAUUGAUAUGACCUCAGAGUGGGUAGGGGAAAGUGAAAACCCUAGCCCGACGCAGUGGCUUGAUCGGUUACGUUCUGCUCUGGAUGGGGGCGACUUGAACACCAGACAGUCCGGUGCUGCCAUGUUCGGAAAUGACCCUAUCUUCGGCCUGUGA
Hibiscus syriacus is the source of this 966-nucleotide messenger RNA. RefSeq lists its product as uncharacterized. The coding region runs from base 1 to 966 and encodes 321 amino acids. The record is from RefSeq and is a predicted model, not a curated record. The transcript has 3 exons. NCBI's taxonomy places the organism in Eukaryota, Viridiplantae, Streptophyta, Magnoliopsida, Malvales, Malvaceae.